Messenger RNA from Schistocerca gregaria, 2116 nucleotides. Its product is annotated as calcium/calmodulin-dependent protein kinase type 1-like. The record is from RefSeq and is a predicted model, not a curated record. Lineage: Eukaryota; Metazoa; Arthropoda; Insecta; Orthoptera; Acrididae. Gene Ontology annotation, biological process: protein phosphorylation. Gene Ontology annotation, molecular function: ATP binding; protein kinase activity. The transcript is spliced from 3 exons. Bases 402 to 2051 code for a protein of 549 amino acids.
AUAUUCUAAUGUCCGCGAUCAAAGGGCGCCGGGAAAUUCAUUAUUUCAUACAUAGCACUUUUGAAUUAUACAAAAGCAAAUAAGCUAAAAAAUUCUCAAGGACUUCCUGCAUCAAAGAGAGAGCAUGUGGAAGUGAAAUCAUAGACACGAGAAACAAAUUCAAGCACAUCGUAGAUAGGCCCAUUGAACUGACUCUUGAAAGCGCUAUUGUGACAUGGCCAAGGAGAACACAAAAGUUUUGUGCAAGUUGAAGGCAUUAUGUUAUAACAGAUAAGUUUUUUUUUUAAUGAAAAUUUAAAAUUUUAGAUAUAAGCCAAAUCAACGUUAGCAAAUAAAAUUAGCUACACAUGUACAAUUAUAAGACUCUGUCAUCUGUAUAGCAACAACCUUUACUCGUGAUUAUGGCAGUCAUCCCUGGUGCUAAGAAUUAUUCCUAUUUAAAGGAUUAUCAUGUAGGCAGAGAACUCGGAAGUGGAAAUUUUUCGGUGGUAAAAUGUGUGAAGAAGAAGCGUACCAACGAGGAAUAUGCUGCAAAAGUUAUACAGUGCAGCAGUCAGUCUGAAAAGUCAGAUGUGCUACAAGAAGUGCAGGUUAUGAGAGAAGUACAGGGUCAUCCUAAGAUUAUUCAAUUGAUAGAUAUCUAUGAUACGAAAGAUGAAGCGGUGCUUAUAUUAGAGCUGGUGAAAGGAGGUGAAUUGUUUGACAGGAUUGUCGAGAACAAGUAUUACAGCGAGAGGCAUGCGGCGCAAUUGAUUUAUCAAAUAGCAUCUAUAGUGAGCUAUUUGCACCAGAAAAAUAUUGUGCAUCGUGAUUUGAAGCCAGAAAAUCUUUUGUUCGAGGAUAAGAAGUCCGACACGUUGAAGCUGUGCGAUUUUGGAUUGGCGAAGAAAUUGGAGCCAGGUGAGGUAUUACACGAAUUAAUGGGAUCUAUGAUGUAUCUUGCGCCUGAAGUGUUGGAAUUUGGAGGUUAUGACAGAACUGUUGAUAUGUAUAGCAUCGGCGUCAUUUUGUACAUCCUGUUGUGUGGAUAUCCGCCGUUUGAAAGAGAAGCAGGAAUUGUGGAUUUAGAGUUUUUAUCGCCUGAUUGGGAUGGGAUAGCGGAUUCUGCAAAGGAAUUGAUAUCGAAUUUGUUGAGCAAUGACCCAUCGAAGCGUCCGACCGCUGAUGAGAUGUUGAAGCAUCCGUGGGUACUAGGAAAAAGAACGACUGAUAAGACAUUGAAUCAGACGAUUAGGAAGAUGGCGAUGUUUAAUACGGUUAGACGUCAGCCCGGAAUGACUAUGCGUCGGAAAGAUGCCAACACCAAAAAGCCUGUAUUUAACAUUUUUGAUGCACCGUCAUCCAACGAAGAGAAUUUGGAGCCUGGAGAAAAAGAGCAGCUUAUGCAAUCAACAAAUUCGAAGAAAGAUUUUUAUGAAGGCGUUGAGGUGGCACCUCUCGAUAGAACAUCAUCUCGUCAACGAUCUGACGCAUGUGUGCCUUGCAGCGACUCUAAUCCUUCGGUUAUGACUGAGGUGAAGAAAGAUCAUGGUACAUCCCCAUCAGGUAGACGAGUAAAAAAUACGUUGUCAAGCGAUAGGGCGCCGAAUCUUUCGAAGAAGAAAUCCCCUGGCUCGUCGAAGAGGAGAUUUGCUGACCUGCAAGAACAAAUCAAGCAAAAGGAUCAAGAAUUGAAAUCAAUGCAGGAGGCGUUGGCGCAGAUGACUAACAAUUACAGCAUGGCAACGCAAACAAUUGAAGCGAUGCAAAUUGAACUAAAGAAGAAUAACGAACACAAAUCCUGUAUAAAUGCAAGGGUGGAGUUGGAGAAGAAUUACCAGGGGGCCUUGGAGAAGAUCAGGAAGUCAGAGGAAUUUGCGUCUAAAUGUCAGCAGGAGAAGGAAAUGUACGAGAAAGAGCUAUUAGAGGUCAAGCAAGACUUGAACCGAAGAGUUUUGAAGAUAAAUGUCGAGACUAUAGUGGCAGAUAGACUAGAGAGCAAGAAAAUCAAAGAGCUGGAAGCUCAAAUCAAAGAGCUAGAAGCUCAAUUGGAAGAGAUGAAGAAAAUCUGAAUCUUAAAAUACCUUUUGAAGCGAAUAAAAUAGUGUGUACGGCGUGUAUUAUACGGCAGAACAUA